CUGUCGCCAUUUUCUAUACUCAUAGCAAGGUGAUCCAUUUGACAGGGGAUCACAAUUUUCUAAAACUAAUUUUAUUUUAAUUAUCAAAAUGGGUUUCGGAGAUUAUCCAGCUGAAUAUAACCCAAAUGUGCACGGACCGUACGAUCCAGCUCGCUAUUACGGCAAAGCCGAUACUCCUUUGAGUCAAGUAAAGAUAGGUGAACUUGGAGCAUGGUUUGGGCGCAGGAAUAAGUCUCCACAAGCUAUGGCUGCUUGUGUCAGUCGUGCUUGGUGGCGUUGGCAGCACAAAUAUAUUCACCCAAGAAAAGCUGGAAUUGCAGGAUUCUAUCAAUUGACUGUUGGAUCAAUGAUUUUGUUCUAUGCUUUGAAUUACGGCAAGAUCUCUGCUCACAAGAACUACAAAUACCACUAAAACCAAACAUCUUACAAUGGUAGUGUGUCUGUUGAUGGCAGAAUAAAUUUCUAAAUGUAAAAUCUGUAUCAAUAUACAAUUCAAUAUAUUAAAUUACACGAGAAA
Molecule: messenger RNA, 517 nt
Organism: Ctenocephalides felis (cat flea)
Lineage: Eukaryota; Metazoa; Arthropoda; Insecta; Siphonaptera; Pulicidae
Product: putative ATP synthase subunit f, mitochondrial
Exons: 4
Coding region: 89-412 (107 amino acids)
Biological process (GO): proton motive force-driven mitochondrial ATP synthesis
Molecular function (GO): proton-transporting ATP synthase activity, rotational mechanism
Source: RefSeq, a predicted model, not a curated record